UUCAGUUGAUCAGGGUAGAACGUACAUGUCUGCUGUUGAAUAAAGUGUGUCUGGAAGUUGCUGCAACAGAGGCUGAACACUGAGGAGACAUGGAAGCCGCGUUUGGACUGUGGCUCGUACUACUCGGAGUCUCUCACGGUGUGCAAACCUCCUGUGAUGGCAGACAGGAUGGAGCUCAGUGUUAUGGAGCUUUGGGAGGAACUGUGGUCCUCCAGCUGACGGACGACGCCUCAGAAAUAUUUAAAUUCCAAUGGUCAAACAAAACAACAAGAAUACUCAGUUGGAGAAACACUAAGAUGGUGUCGAAUCUAAUAGAAGACAGAUCAUCAUUUACUCCCAGUAACGGAACAUUUAGGAUCAAUGACCUGAGCAGGACUGAUGGUGGUGAUUAUACUCUUACAAUGUUUGAUUCAACAGGAAAGAUUAUAGAAACAAGGGCUCUACAGUUGACCAUUCAAGGUGUGGAAACCUCCUGUGAUGGCAGACAGGAUGGAGCUCAGUGUUAUGGAGCUCUGGGAGGAACUGUGGUCCUCCAGCUGAUGGACGACGCCUCAGAGAUAUUUAGAUUCCUCUGGUCAAACAAAAAAACAAUACUCAGCUGGAGAGACAAUAAGAUUGUGUCCAAUCAGAUAGGAAACAGAUCAUCAUUUACUCCGAGUAACGGAACAUUUAUGAUCAAUGACCUGAGCAGGACUGAUGGUGGUGAUUAUACUCUUAUAAUGUUUGAUUCAGAUGGAAAGCCUGCAGAACAACGGGCUCUACAGUUGACAAUUCAAGCUCCUGUGUCCUCUGUCCUGCUGGACUCUGAGUGUCUGUCCCAGGGAGAGAUGAGGGUGUCCUGCUCCUCUGAGGGAGGGGACAGUCCUCAGUACAGCUGGACUCUGGAUGGACAGACACUGACAGACGCUCAGCUGCUCUCUGGAAGUAACGAGAGUGAGAACAUCACUCUGAGACAAGACGUCUCAGGGCAACUGGUCUGCUCAGUCAGGAAUCAUAUCAGCAGUGUCUCCAAAGAAGAGACGAUAUCUACCUGUGGCUUCAUAUUCAUUGCCUGCAUAUUAUCCAAUGGGACACAUGUAUCACAGUGGGUGCUUGAAGCCAGUAACACCCUGUGUAUUAAGCCAACAACAGCCUCUACCACGACUACUGAGGGUAAGGAGCCCAGCCUCACAGUGUCAAAUUCAUCCUCUACUAAUGUCACAGAUCACUCCCUGCUCAUCUGUGGUUUGCGAGCAGCUGUGGUGAUUCUCAUAUUGAUCGGGAUUGCCGUCUAUUUUGCUUGGAAGAAGAAGAAAUACAAGAUAGCUGAAGGCUCCGCCGUCCCUCGGAAGAUGGACUAUCGAGACGACUCUGCUUUGAUGAUUGAAGUGAGAAGUUCUGCAUCUAAACUUUAACUUUAUGGAACCAGGGCCUCAGUGUCGCCGCUCGCUUGCUGUGAUUGGCCGUUUGUCUUUAUGGAUGUGAAAACAGGGUUUAAAGGGGAAAUGAUCUUCUGUUUAUAAUUACCUUUAAAUUCAAGUCUUAGCAGCUCACUAUGAACACCUUGCCACACAAAUGGUGUGUGAGUGUGGAAGCUCUGACAGCACAAAGGUUGUGUGUUGUGACCGCAGUUCUGUGAUCAAACAUGGAGCCGCCUGUUUUGUUUUUGCUAUUAUUUCCUUGAAAUGUUCUUUAGAAGAGAACAGUGGAUGUUUUGGAGAUAAAUCAUUUUCACUUUUGAAUCUUUUUUUGUCUUAUUAGCGAUGUAUAUUCUCAAAAUGGUGAUUCUGCAUUCAAAGCAUGUUUUUAGCUUUCGAUUUUAAAGCUCAAAUUGUCAUUUUGCACCAUAAAAAAGGGCAUAUUCACAGAUUUGUUUAAAUAGUUUAGAUUUUUAAGAGUGAAUUAUGUAAUUAUAGUUUUGUAUUUCUCUCAUCUUAUUAUAAUUACAAAUAAAGAUCUGUUUAGCUUCCAUGAUUUUGAAGAGUAAUAAUGUCAAACCUGCAGUUAAUAGUAAGAGCUUUGAUUUAGCAGCUUUCUAGUGUUGUUUUGUGUUCAAAUCCUGUCAAUCAAUCAGUCACGUGUCAGCAGUCAGUUUUCUUGUUGAACAUUUUGAUCAUGAACUGUACCUUUAACACCUGCUGCCAGUUGAAUACAACCUUCAGAGUCAACAUCAGUAUUAGUAGGUGUGAGGUUUCCCUCUACUGGUUCACACAGGACUCGCUGUUGUUGAUGGAAAAUUCUGUGUUCAGUAAAACUGUGUUUUAAGAACAUGAGAACAAAAAUAAA
This is a messenger RNA of Chelmon rostratus (copperband butterflyfish), 2265 nucleotides long. RefSeq names its product hepatocyte cell adhesion molecule-like. The record is from RefSeq and is a predicted model, not a curated record. The coding region runs from base 90 to 1394 and encodes 434 amino acids. Lineage: Eukaryota; Metazoa; Chordata; Actinopteri; Chaetodontiformes; Chaetodontidae. The transcript is spliced from 6 exons.